UUACACAAUGUAAUUACUUACUACUCGGCGAAACCAAGGCUUUGCAAUUCUGAGUGAGUUCAUCGUCGUCUACAAGUACAAGUAGCUUGGUGAUGACUGCUGUGCUGCGGUACGGUGGUCUACGUGUAAAAUUGGUAUGGAUGAGGAGACUAUUUCCAAAGCUGCUGCCAAAGUGCUGGAGCGCCUCAAGUCAGAGGGUGUUUUCGAUGACUUUCGCAAACGAAUCGGAUGCACCAUUGAGGACGAUGAAAAGUUUGUGUACUUGAAGGAGAAGGUGGGUCGGUUUGUGGAAGCCUCCCUGAACUCCCUGACGUGGCCGUGCAAGCGAUCACAGAUUGAGCUUCAAAACCAGCUGCGAUCGGAGCUAACAAGCUCCUCAAUCCUUCGCGACGUGAACCCCCUCGUCGCCAACAUUCUCUCCUCAUCCAUGGACUCUCUGGUGGCGCCGGAAAUUCACAGCAUCGUUGGUGACGUCCUCCACAACAUGUAUUUAAGCCAGGAGGAUCUGGAUGAAGCUGAGCAGGAAAUGGCCCGCCUGCAAGCUGAGGAGGAAGCUGAGGAGGCCGAGCGAAAGAAGUUGGAGGAAGCUGAGGAGCGUCAGAAGGCAGAGGAAGCAGACAGGAAGAAAGCGGAGCAGGCCGAGAAAAAACAAUCGGAAGACGCAGAGAAAGCAGAAAUGGUCGACGAAGAGAGGCUAAACGAUGAAGUUGACGGAAGUGUGGCCCGAAAGUCAAAUCCCACCAGCACCGGUGGGAAGAUCUCUCGGAGUGCGUCGUCUGAACCCCCCAGUGCUGAAUGUGCAGUCACCAGCGAACCUGGUCAGACAGCUGUUAGCGCUCCACCGUCACCAACCAGGCUGCGUUCCACAGCGGCUGCUAUGUCUCCAGUGGCUGCCACCACUCCCGCUGCAGUGUCCAGUUCGGCGGAUUCAGUGUCGGUGUUGCAGGAUGGCGUACUCACUGCCAUUCCCAAUGUCGUUCUGUUCCCGCCGCUUGUGGCCACCAACUUUGAGGAGCCCGCACCGACUAAGACUGCUGCCAGCGUUACCACUGGGAGCAACACGACCGAGAGUGGAGCCGACCCUGGUGUAGCGGAUAGUACGUCGUCGCGCAGUGCCGCGUCACGCCAGCCGAAUGUUACAUCGCCGAUGGACGACUCCUCAAAGCCGGUGUCCAGUCUUGUCACGCCACCAUCCCCACCGCCGCUGAGUAUUGCAACCAAAGCGGUGACAGUAUUGGCUAGUGGUAUACCGGGUGAGGACAACAGCAGAGCUAGUGUACCUCCAGCAUUAUCAGCCAACCUGGCCGCACCAGCACCGCCUGGCCCUUCAGCAGCACCAGAGCGGCAUCACUUCCCACCGAUAGAUGCCGAGUCAUCUCACUUCACUCUUGCGGCUCCACCACCGCCGCCUAAAGCCACGGCUGUCGCAUCUGUCGGCGAGUCGUCCGCAUGCGUGCACGUUGAUUCUGGCGCCUCCUCUACUUCGCUGCCUGGUGCUGAAAGUUCCGCGGACCGGGGUGCUAGGGCCCCUGGUCACCAUGCAAUAGCCCAACACGCCAGCCCUCCUACAUGUCCCUGGCAGCCGCUUGGAGAGACAGACACGUGUAAGGACAACAAGGCGGGUGAUGAUGAUAACAAACGAUCACCACCACAGCCACCACCGCCACCACCACCGAAAACAGCCACACCUGUGACGCAGCCAAGUCCGUCUCAGCCCAAGCCACUGUCUUCACCGCAAGCCCCACAGGCCAAUUCCCCGGUGUCGCCAAUACCUCCAGCAGUCACAUCCAGCCCCACAGCUAGAUCUCCUCCUCGUUCAGCUUCGCCACCACCACCUCUGUCUGCAGCACCAUGUCCAGCCGGCGAAGACGACGCCAAGCAUCCGGCAUUGGCACCAGCAACAGCUAAGCCCGGCUCUAAGGUACAGGCUGCGCCUCGCCGCACUGUCCCAGUGGUCAGCCUGCAGAAGAUCACAUCGCCAGACACCGCUGCCAGGCUGGCAGGGGUGGCAGCACUGGCAUCGGGACACGCUGACUCCAGCCAAGGCGUCGCGAGCGCUGAUGCCGCAGCCACUGACACAGCAAGUGCAGACGUUGCUCGGUCUGGGUCUGCCGUGGAUGAUGAAUACGCUCUAGCCGUCGAUCCAUUGGUCAGCGAGCAGCCGUGCGAUACCCAGCCAUCCAGCGCGGCAGCCGAGCAACAGAAAGCAGAAUCGAAAUCUCCUGCCAAUCCAGCAUACGUCUCCUCUGCUAACGUUGUCGUGGAUGAGAAUGUUACAUCGCCCGUCGACAUCAUGCUUUCCGACCAGGGAGACGGUGGCAGCGGAGUGUGCGACGAGACUCUCUCCGUUAGCUCCGUUCACACCAGCGACCUGUCAUCGUUUGAUAGCCGCAUCUCGUCCGAGUCCGACUCCCCGUCGCCGAGUGCUCCGUGCUCGCCAGCUCCACCACCGGCCGUGUUCACCGCCACCAAGCGCUCGUCGUGUUCCCGAUCACGUUCGGCUUCCUCCAGGAAGAUCUCCUCCUCUACGUCUCCCGAUAGGACUGCGGACAGGUCACCGUCACCGUCGACUCCAUCACCAAAGCGACGGCGGCGACGACAGGGCCGAUCUCGCAGACCAGUGAACAAACCACCAGCAGCACCAGCAACAACACCAGCACCGGCGUGUGAUGAUGUCGGUGUUGCGAAGGAGAAGGAGGACGAUGGGGUGGCGAUGUCACGACGCGACGGCGCUCACGGGUCGCCGUCCCUGGUCGUGCCGUCGCCGGUAGCGUCGCGCAAGUCUCGCCGCUCCAGCCGGCCCACUCGCCGCUACUCUCCCUCUGAGAGACGUCAAUCAUCCGUCACAGCUUCAGCACCACCACCAGCAGCAGCAGUAACAGCAGCAGCAACGCCAGUGAUUGACGAGGUCAGAGUGAGAGCAGUGGCGGCUGCCAAGACCACCACCAUCGCUGGGCUGGCCGGGGUGCGUGCAGCCACCACCAUCGACGACAACUCGCCGUCGAGCUCCGAACCCGGCACGCCUCAGUCGACGUCGGCGCGAUCCCGACGCCAAGCGAGGGCCACGCCCGUUGCGGCGGCCGCGGCACGACUGGGUUCGGAGCGCCGCCGUCGCCACAGCAGCUCAUCGUCGGCAUCGGUUGCCAAGCGAACACGGAGGUCUGCCACCGCCGGUAUGACUGGCGCAGGCACUGGUGAUGGGACGGCGUCUGACAUGGACGUCACCAGUCCGGUCAAGGAGUCUGCGGUCAGGACGUCCGCCAGGCUCAAAUCCAGCACCAGGCACUGACGACGGCACCUGUGCGUGUGUGUGUGUGCGUGUGUGUGAGUCUAACAGUUAGCUGUCUUCUCCAACCCUCUCCAUCUCUAUCCCUAUCUCUUCUGGACUUCGAUAAUUAUGUUGGCACACGUGGGCUAGAGUUGUUGUGGAAAAAUCGGACGUAUCAAUCACUGCCUGUGGCUUUGGGCUACUGUUCGCUUUUCGCUUUUCCAGUUAGACAAGACAUGUGUUUACGUGUUUGAUGCUUCAAAACCACUCUUAUUAAAUUUGGACAGGUUCUUGUCUUCUUGAUCAACCUGGUUUAGGCGUGCGGUUGUUGUGUUGUGUGCUGGCUUUUCAAGCAUCUGAUACGUGAUCAAAAUUUCGAAAAUACUUUGUGUUACAUGUA
This is a messenger RNA of Sycon ciliatum, 3668 nucleotides long. RefSeq names its product protein enabled homolog. The record is from RefSeq and is a predicted model, not a curated record. Lineage: Eukaryota; Metazoa; Porifera; Calcarea; Leucosolenida; Sycettidae. The transcript is spliced from 3 exons. The coding region runs from base 137 to 3289 and encodes 1050 amino acids.